This is a messenger RNA of Onthophagus taurus, 1539 nucleotides long. RefSeq names its product serine protease easter-like. Lineage: Eukaryota; Metazoa; Arthropoda; Insecta; Coleoptera; Scarabaeidae. Gene Ontology annotation, biological process: proteolysis. Gene Ontology annotation, molecular function: serine-type endopeptidase activity. The record is from RefSeq and is a predicted model, not a curated record.
CUCACUUUAGCUCUUAGAAACACAUUUUUUUCAAAAAAUCUAUCAUUAUGUUGUUUAUAAAUCCGUAUACUGGGAUGUUAUGUAUAAUUUAGCAAUUCAAUUAUCCUAUUACAUGUCCAUUAUCAAUAAAUCGAUCACUAAUUCUAGUGGUUUUCAAAUCAAAUAUGUAGUAAAUGACAUCAUUGAACUAUUCUCAAGAACUGUUUAUCACGUCAAAUUUUGAAAUAUGUAAAAGAAUAAAAUAGGCAAUAAAAUGAAUAUGCAUUUUGUAAAAAUUCCCAUGGAAGGUGCGCAAGUAGGUAUAUAAUCAAACGUUGCUUCUAUUAGAAGUAGUGUGAGAUUCUCAUCACCCAGUUGAAAAUGAAAUUAUUCGCGAUUUUAUUUCUUUGUUUUAUAUCUAACACAAAAUCUCAACAGUUUCAACAACCAUCAUGCAUCAAUCCAUCUGGUGACAGCGGUCGGUGUAUUAACAUUUUUGAUUGUAAACCAAUAAUGAUCAUACUCAAUAAAGAAGUGAUAACGGACGAAUUAAAAGUUGAAUUAAGAAAAUAUUUUUGUGGAUUUGAUGGAGCGACAAUUAAAGUAUGUUGUCCAAACAAGGAAAUUUUUUCUAAAUCGGAUGAUUCUGAAAAUUUGCUACCAAUAGAUGAUUGCGGGGAAGCCGUAUCCGUGGCAAGAAUAACUAGCGGGGAGAAAGCUGAGUUAUUAGAAUUUCCUUGGCAAGCUGCGCUAAAAUACGUAUCUUUGAAAACUAUUCCAUAUUCUUGUGGAGGAACUUUAAUUAAUAAAAGAUACGUUUUAACAGCGGCUCAUUGCAUAAAACCAACCUUAAUUGGCGUUCGUUUAGGUGAAUAUGACUUUUUAACGCCAACUGAUUGUAUCAAAAUAAGAAAUAGCACAAUUUGCGCUCCUCCCCCUCAAGAUUUUGAUAUCACACGAUCGGACGUAACAGUUCAUUCUCAAUACAAAACCGCAAUUACAGGUUAUGAUAUAGCAUUAAUUCGUUUACCAAGAGAUGCAGUGUUUAAUGACGCUGUUAAACCAAUUUGUUUGCCAAUAAACAAAGAUCACACACCUGAUGAUCUUAGAAAUAUGCUUGUAGUCGGUUGGGGUCGCACCGAAUACGAAAAGUUUAGUACGGUUCUUCUUAAAGUCUCGAUUCCAUAUCAAGAAAAUGAUGUAUGUAAUCGGAUAUUACCCGUUAGGAUUCAGGACAAUCAAUUUUGUGCUGGUGAAAUAGAUGGUAGAGAUUCUUGUAGUGGUGAUAGCGGUGGUCCAAUUAUGACAGCUGUUAAUGUCGAUGGACGCCUCAAAACUGUUCAAAUUGGAUUAGUAUCGUAUGGACCACAACGUUGUGGAAAAGAUUUUCCAGGUGUAUAUACCAGAUUAAGUUCAUACACCAAAUGGAUUUUAGAUAAUAUAAAAUCCUAAUUUUGUGUUAUAUCUUCGUUAUCAUAGUGGCGUCCUUGGUGUUAAUCAAAGAAUACAGAUUCAUAUACAGGGUGUCUCAGCUAGACCGGUCAUUAGACGUUUCUGGGG